AUGCAUCGUAUUAAAGCUGACCCUCGCCAGCCAGAGAUAUUUCUAAAUUAUACCGCCAUCGAACUCUGGAACCUCCGGCCUCGUCUUCUGGCUAUCCCUCACAGCACAAAGGCGUCAGGCUGGGCAGAUCACCAGCUGGAGGAUUAUAAAAUUGUCGGCUUCAUCGAGGGGAAAGGAAGGUGUUACUUGGUGGUUCCAGGGUGCGGCAUUCAUCCAGUCACGUUCGUAUAUCCUCUCCCCAGUGCUGCGGCGGAUCGCUCAGAACCGAUGGCACGGCUAAUUAAGUGGGCGAGUCUGCGUCCUGGGCCUCCGGUCGGCGUGACGGGGCCCACUCGGCUCUGGGCGCGAGGAUCCGCCUACGCAGGUGGCGCGGGUGCUCCGCGGAUCGAUGUACCAAGCUCAUCGAAGAGCAUCCGGAAGCAGAUCGCGUUCGAUUCUCGUUGCCGAGGCGAGGAUUAUCCACCCGGCGGUCGACGACAUCCUACGCGUGCCACGCCACCGGAUGCAUCUCAGCAGCAGCGCAUCCUGCACCAGGUCGGUGCCCAAAACACCGACUGCCCGCUUGAGUCAAAACCGGGCGCUUUUUCGCUGUCGAUAACGAUCCCCGCUCAUACGGGCGCCAGAGCAAAAGAAUAG
Messenger RNA from Aspergillus tanneri, 636 nucleotides. RefSeq lists its product as uncharacterized. Lineage: Eukaryota; Fungi; Ascomycota; Eurotiomycetes; Eurotiales; Aspergillaceae. The transcript is spliced from 2 exons. Bases 1 to 636 code for a protein of 211 amino acids. The record is from RefSeq and is a predicted model, not a curated record.